AUGAGGAGGUGCCGAAUUAGUUUAGGAGGUACGGUGUUCGCCCUGGCCGGACAAAAUUUCACAGAUGUUCGUCUAAGCCAUGAGGAGUGGCCAAAGCACAAGGCUGAGAUGCCGUUCGGGCAGUUGCCAGUUCUCGAAGUUGACGGCAAGAAGUUGCCUCAGUCGUACGCCAUCGUUCGCUAUUUGGCGAGACAAUUCGGUUUUGCGGGCAAAUCUGCCUGGGAGGAGGCUCAGGUAGACGCAAUCGCCGACCAACACAAGGACUUCCUCAACGAAGUCCGUCCAUACUUCAUGGUCCUCAUGGGAAUGAGUAAAGGCGACGCGGACGCUAUGGUGAAAGACGUGUUCGAGCCAGCACGUCAGAAGUACUUCACCAUUAUUACAAAGAUUCUCAAGGAAAACAAAACUGGAUAUCUUGUCGGAAAUUCGCUGACGUUUGCUGAUCUCUACGUGGCCGAGAUGACCACUUUCUUGGAGAAGCACCCACAGCUCUACGACGGCUUCCCAGAG
This is a messenger RNA of Ostertagia ostertagi, 510 nucleotides long. The record is from the annotation of a GenBank genome assembly. NCBI's taxonomy places the organism in Eukaryota, Metazoa, Nematoda, Chromadorea, Rhabditida, Trichostrongylidae.